Molecule: messenger RNA, 1030 nt
Organism: Branchiostoma floridae (Florida lancelet)
Lineage: Eukaryota; Metazoa; Chordata; Leptocardii; Amphioxiformes; Branchiostomatidae
Exons: 6
Coding region: 56-1015 (319 amino acids)
Source: RefSeq, a predicted model, not a curated record
UUCUCGCGCGCAUGCGUUGCCAUACCAGCCCUGUACAUGUGCGGAGACAGUCGCCAUGCCGAGAUUGCUCCCGCCGUGUACCGUGUGGCUCCUGCUCGGGGCCUGCGUCUCCCUGCCCCGAGACGCCCAGGCGGGCUUCGGCCAGCCCGUCAGCUACGUUAGGGACGACCGCUUCAAAGAGAUGGGGCAGGCGACGCUGAAAACCUUCGACAUCUCGGGAGAAGACGCCGUGUUGGGGGUUGAGCUUGAGAACACCGUUGGCGAGGACGAGGUCUGGGUUCUGGACUUCCAGCCGUUCGAGACUAACGACACGGGGCGUCCUGUGGUGACCAACGUGACGACAGGGACUGCCACGCUGCUGGCAGAGCGCACUGGGGAAUGUUCUAGUGUUUUUCGCACCAGCUCGGCUAACCGUACACAUGCUGGUUUCUACGAUGACUCCUGGUUUCCGGAGUUCAUGAACACAACCGGAAACAAGAAAUUCUUCAACAACUACACACGUGGUGAGGUAGCGGCUGGGCAACCCAUUCGGCUGGAUAACGUUGUCUUUUCUGGUCCAAUGGCGACCUUUUUCACCUGCAAGAAUCAGGACAACACUUCUAUUUGGGAGAGGCACAACUACACGGAGCAGUUCGAGUACAACACCACACUCUACAUGACAAACGUCAGGCCGAAGGUUGGACCGUACGGGUCGUCCUACGUGCAGAGCCACGCUGUGUUGUACUGGCGCCUGCUGAGGGUCGCUAUAUCUAAGUUUCUCAUCAGCUCCACAAGACAGAUUCAGCCGGUAUUUGAGUACGCCAUUGUCAAGGCACAUUACGACGCAAACGGCGAUCCUGACUGGACCAAAGCCCAAAUAGAGAUGGCCUUCAAGACCAUCAUGGAUUCCGACAGUUACCUGAUGGCUGCCUACCGAUCUAACUCCCUGGUGUACGAGCCACUCAACAACAACAACUCCCUACACAGCGUCAUCAACGAACCAUCUUACAACGGUACUUCGUUGCACCUUGAUUAAAGCAGUAGAAUUUCA